Molecule: messenger RNA, 10324 nt
Organism: Mercenaria mercenaria
Lineage: Eukaryota; Metazoa; Mollusca; Bivalvia; Venerida; Veneridae
Exons: 14
Coding region: 163-2784 (873 amino acids)
Molecular function (GO): protein binding
Source: RefSeq, a predicted model, not a curated record
AGUUGUCGCCCUUAAAAGUAAACAAGGAAGUUUGAGCUGCUGAGAGACUAAAAUACCAUCAUAUCAUUUUUAAACGAAAUGACAUGGAGUGGGAAUAAUUAAUUCGUGAUACUUUGAGAUACGUUCAAGUUUACUUACAGUCACAUUAAGAAAAUUGUUAUAAUGGCUUCAUUGUUCGGCUCAGGUAAAAAACCCAAAGGAAAAUAUCAGGAAUUAGGGCAAGGAGCAAGUGACAGUGAUGAAUUUUCCCUCUCUGAUGAUGAAAAAGUCUUAUUUAAGAAAUCUGGAGAAAUGGAACUGAAUCUUUUCCCAGAAACUCGCAUAAAACAUGUCAAACAUGGACGUUCACGUUGUCAGUAUGUAGUGAUAGGUGGUUCUGCAUUUAUUGUUUUUAUCUCUUUGGUUGUGGUUGGCAUUGUCUCUGCCAGAUCUCAUGGAAUAAAACCAUUUACUAAACCCCAAACCUCACAACAGGAGCCUUCCGCUGUAGAAGUCACUGUCAAGGAAGGUGGAGGGUGGAAAGUUACUUUUGACAAAAUGGCUGGGGAGGGAAGUGUUCGGCUGUUGGAUGUUGAUGGAGAUGGUUUCGAUGAUAUAAUUUUUGCAAGUGCACGUGCACUCCGCCAUCCCUUUGUGCAUGAUGAUGACACUAAAAAGUUUGAUGGACUUCAUCAACUUUGUAAAUCUAAGGGAGAACCAUAUCCAUGCAUGGCCAAUGUGAUAGCCCUGAAUGGUCACGAUGGGUCACAGUUGUGGUCAAUGAAAGUGAGGUCAGAGAUAUUUGUGAUGAACUGUGAAGACUUUGAUAUCAACAAAGAUGGCAAGAAAGACUGUAUAGGAACAGGCAGAUCUGGGCAGAUAGCAGCUUUUAACCCUUACAAAGGAGAGACAAUAUGGACGUGUGAAGAUGAUGAAGUUUUCCAGGCUGAUUGGAACACUUACCAUGCUGCUGCACUACCAGACUGGGAUGGUGACGGUGUUCCCGAAGUCCUCAUAGCAAAUGGCGGUGAUACUUCAAAACAACCUGAUGAACAUGAUCGAGCUCCAGGUAGACUGGUUGUGCUGUCCGGGGCCACUGGUAAAGCAGUCAGUAAACGCUACCUGGAAAUGCCAAACAGUAAAGAAACCUACAUGAGUCCAGUCAUGUUCACACCUUUGGAAGGCGGGGCCACAUAUAUUCUGUUUGGAAGUGGUGGAGAGACUGUUGCAGGUGAUUUGAUGGGUAUAUCACUAAAGGAUUUCUGUCUCUACAUACUUGGGGAUGACGCUGAAAUAUGUACUCAGUACAGUGCUAGUGAAUACACAGAAGUAGACAAAGAUGAAAAUGGCAUUUUUGUUAUAUACAGAGGUGAGGAGAAAGGUGUGAUGGUUCCCCCAGUGGUUGUAGAUUAUGAUAGUAAUGGUGUCAAGGACAUACUGAUGACCUCAUUUGAAGGGAUUAACAAUCUGUACAGUGGGGACGAUCUUCACCUCAUCUGGACUGCAAAUUUCUCUGGAAUGGAGACUUAUGGGACACCAGCACCAGGUUAUUUCAAUGAUGACAGUUAUGUUGACUUUAUGGUAACAUGGAACCAGGGUGUGUGGAUGACAUAUGAAAGCGUGAAUGUAUAUGUGAUCAGUGGUGUUGAUGGCAGUAUACUGUGGACCCUGCAGUCAGGAUUCAUGCAGAUGAGUUCAAGUCUUAGUAUAGCUACAAGUCUGGCAUAUCACGAUGCAUUCCUGUUCAAAGUUCAAGGGCGUGACUCAAAGUUUAAAAUGACAAAGAUGGGGCUUGUCAGAUUAAACAAUACUGGAGGGAGACAGAAGCGCCACAAUGAUGAACCACCUGUCUCACGGCUACCACCAGUUGAGUGGCGCAAGAAGAAGUUUUACAGUGGCUUUAAUUGUGGUGAUGAUUUGUCGUCGUACAAGGGGGAGGUGUUUGUGAUAGACAGGAACUCAGUGAAGAACCCUGUGAAAAUUCUAGACAUCCCAGCAAAGAAACAUACAUAUGAUGCCAAUCCUAAAUGUAGUGAUAAACCAGAAAGUGGUGACUUGACAUCGUUGAUACAUGAUGGGAAUCCUGGUAACCAAGAGAACGAGCUAAACAGCUUGUCCAGUGAGUAUGAUGAUGAUACUGAUGUCCACACUGAUAAUAAUGAUGAUGGUGACCACAGUGAUGGUAACCAUAAUGAUGAUGAAGACCAAUAUGAUAGUAAAGACCAUAAUGAUGGUGAUGAUGAUGACCUCACAAAUCAUGAUAAUGUCAGUGAGAAUGAUGAUUACAAUGACCUCACUGGUGAUAACCAUAAUGAUGAUGAUAACAACUCAGAUGAUGGUGAUAAUGAAUACACAGAUCAUGGUGAUGGACCAGUAGAUACAGACAGUGCUGACAUGAACAGUGGCAGAGAAGGGUCUCCCAAUCAUAAAGACAGAAUGAAGAGGGAAGACACGAAGAGGAAGAUGUGUACUGUUGAAGAACCAGAUAAUAUGAGCUCAGGUAUAAUAGGUGAUGUGGAUGGUGAUGGUAACCUUGAUUACAUAAGUGUCACAUCUACCGUAACCAUGUUGUAUGAUCAGGAGUAUUGUCACCAGGGAAUGACAGCUGAACUUGUUGUACAAAAGGUUAGUCUAGAAAAGGGGCUGUUAGAUGGAACCUUUCAGCAAGUGCCUGUGAAAGCAGAAACUUCCAUGAAGAUGUCUGGAAUCAAUAGUCCAGCAUUAAGAGAGAAAACAUUUUUGCCAAUGUCACAGCAAAGAUGGAGUCAAUAUUUUGGAACCAAAGACAAAAAUGUCUACGGAUAGUCAUAAUGAUGAAACUGUUUUCUAUAAGAUACCUGUAAAUAUAUAUAUAUAUAUAAAGUGCCAAUUCUACUUGCAAAUUGCCAAAGGAGAAUGCUUUAUUUCAGCAUUGUUUUUGUUAAUUGUUUUGUGCACAUAAGGAAAGGCUUUCGGCACAUUUGUUCAAUCAGUAAUGAUGCUAUAUAUGAUAGAAAAAAAAACAUCAACCCAAAAAUAAAUCCAGCACCCAUUUAUUAUAUGUACAAGUGUGCCGAAUGCCUGUGCACAGAAGCACCACUUGCUCAAGCAUGGCUGGCUAGAGCUCUAGGGCAGACUUAAGCCAUUUUUGUGGACCCAGGCCAUUAACCCUUACCCUGCUAUAGAUCUAUUAUAAUAAUGAGCUUGCCCAUCUUUCAGUUUAAUUUGGACAUCAUAUAAUGAUAAGGAGUAACCUUACAAUCUCUGUGUUUGGUAGCUUGAAUAAUUCAAGCAUAUUGCUAGUCCCAAUGAGAUUUUGAGUGAUCAGUGUUUUAACGACAGUCAGCAGUAUUUAGCAGCUUCGUUUGUGAUUAUACAAAAUACAGAAAUCCUUUGGUUUCUUCCACCUUUAAUAGCUUGUUGGGUUGUUUGAUUUUUUGUAGAAAUUUGAUGUUGUGACUUGUUGUUUCAUUUUUAGCUCGACUAUUCAAAGAAUAGGGGAGCUAUCCUACUCGCCCCGGCGUCGGCGUGAGCUUGAGUGUCACACAAAUGUUAAAGUUUGCGUACCACCCCAAAUAUUUUCAAAGUCCAUGGAGAUAUUGCUUUCAUAUUUUGCAUACUUGUUUACCAUCAUGACCCCAGUCUGUAAAAAGGAGGAGGUAACUCUAUCAAGUAUUUUGACUGGAUUAUGGCCCCUUUUCGACUUAGAAUAACUGUUAAAGUUUGCGUACCACCCCAAAUAUUUUCAAAGUCCGUUGAGAUAUUGCUUUCAUAUUUUGCAUACUUGUUUACCAUCAUGACCCCAGUCUGUAAAAAGGAGGAGGUAACUCUAUCAAGCAUUUUGACUGGAUUAUGGCCCCUUUUCGACUUAGAAUAAAUGUUAAAGUUUGCGUACCACCCCAAAUAUUUUCAAAGUCCAUUGAGAUAUUGCUUUCAUAUUUUGCAUACUUGUUUACCAUCAUGACUCCAGUCUGUAAAAAGGAGGAGGUAACUCUAUUAAGCAUUUUGACUGAAUUAUGGCCCCUUUUCGACUUCGAAUAAAUGUUAAAGUUUGCGUACCACCCCAAAUAUUUUCAAAGUCCAUUGAGAUAUUGCUUUCAUAUUUUGCUUACUUGCUAACCAUCAUGACCCCAGUCUGUAAAAAGGAGGAGGCAACUCUAUUAAGCAUUUUGACUGAAUUAUGGCCCCUUUUCAACUUAGAAUAUGCUUAUUGUAAUGUUAGAAUUUUACUCAUUGCUUAUAUUAUACUAUCAAGCACUGAGAAUAGUCGAGUGCGCUGUCCACUGACAGCUCUUGUUUCUUGUUAUUUUCUCUUUUUUUGUUUUUAUAUUUUUCAAGUCUUUAGCUAGUUUUGCUUCAGGCUCAGUUUUGUAUUUACUGAGUAUUACUACAAGAAUUGACAUGUAUUUAUUUUCAAUAAAGAACAAAGUGUGCACAAUUAUUGCUUGCGGCAUAUUGGGAGUUUUAGCCUGCUUAUACAAAUUCAGAAUCAUUCUGAAUGUUAUCUGGGUGUUAAUGAUUUUCCCUGCUGUAAAACCUGAAUGUCACUAUUUGACAGUAACUGGUGGCCAAAAUUUAAACUGAAACUGGAGGGAUCAUAUUUUUUAUAUAAUUUAUAAAUGUAGCUACUAGAUAUAUUGAAAUAUUGACAGAGUUCUAAAUACCUCAUGUAAAAAAAAAUGAAAAGAAAAGACUAUUACGAAAUCAAAAGUUUUGUUAACUCGGGUUUGAUUUGUGAUAAAGUGAGUAGGUUGUCAGUGGUUUGCUGUAUAGUAUGAAAGCUAAGCUUUGAUGGUAUAUGUCAUGCAUGUUAGUUUGUAGGGAUGUGAUAUUAUUGUCCUAGUGAAUCAUUUAAAAUACAUUGUAAUUUGUUGUACAAAGAUAUUCUGUUGAUGUUUUUGUACCAUUGAAGCAUAAUGUUUUCUUGCCCAUAUUUCAAAAAAAUUAUUUUUUGUGAGUUUGCACAUCAGCCUCACAAUGGAAAAUUGCCAUUGGUCAGUUGAAAAAAGUCUCAGAAAUAGCCAGUCAGAUGCUGGCACUGUGACACGUUUCCAGACUCACCUUUAAAAGCUGUGACACUUACGUUUAUGUGGAACAUUUUAAGGCUGUUAACGAAUAUAGUUCUGAGCACAUUUUGUUCACUAGUAUCGAGUUCAUAAAAUGAAGAAAAUACAAUUAUUUAAGAAGUAAAUGUUAAAGCUCAUGCAGAUGUGUUUGUAUUACUGUGUUAUACAACUUGUGUCAGAUUUGGCAGACCCUUUGUCACAUAUUUGGUAGAACUUGUGUCACAGAUUUGGCAGAACUUGUGUCUCGGUUAUGACAGAAGAUGUGUCACAGAUAUGACUGAAUUUGUGUCACAGAUUUGGAAGAACUUGUGACAGACUUUGCAGAACUUGUGUCAGAUUUGGUGGAACUUGUGCUCACAUAUUUGUCAUAACUUACCUGAUUUGUCAGAACUUGUGUCACAGAUAAGGCAAUACCUUAGUCAGAUUUGGCAGAACUUGCAUUAGAUUUUUUGGAACUUGUGUAAGCAGCUCCAUAAAGCAGUGGAUUUUUUCCACAAGUUUUUUUUUCUAAACCACAAAAGGUUUUCUAAUAGAGUAAUUAAAGGAUUGGAAUGAUAAACUAUUCCUCUUUAUCAGCAUUAUAAAUAGCAUUGUUAAUGUUAGUCUUUAUUGUGUUUUGUUACAUUUCUUUUCAUUUACACUUGUUUAACAACGUGUUUUACUUUCUUAAACCAAGUUAAAUCAAAUUGAAUUUUUUUUUGACCAUGUUAACAUGUAUGUUUUGUUGUGAAAUAUAUGUUAUAUACUUGCUUUUCAAGCAUAUGUGAUAUUUUUUAAUUGUGUGUAUAAGUUUUGUGAUGGAAUGUAUAUUAUGUACUGGGACAAAACUUAUGGACAGUGUAACUCUGUAAUAAUCUUGUUAAAGCGGUUAUACACAAUAAAAUGUUUAUGAUUACUACAUGUAGCACAUCAUCAAAUGCUCAUUGACAGUGUAGCCCGCCCACUUAGCUCAGUAGGUAAGAGCGUUGGUCUACGGAUCGCGGGGUCGCGAGUUCGAUCCUCGGGCGGGGCGUAUGUUCUCCGUGACUAUUUGAUAAACAACAUUGUGUCUGAAAUCAUUAGUCCUCCACCUCUGAUAAUUCAUGUGGGGAAGUUGGCAGUUACUUGGGGAGAACAGGUUUGUACUGGUACAGAAUCCAGGAACACUGGUUAGGUUAACUGCCCGCCGUUAUAUGACUGAAAUACUGUUGAAAAACAGCGUUAAACCCAAAACAAACAAACAAACAAACAAUUCAUUGACAGUGUUAAAUAUAAACAGUUAAAUGCUGAUGUAAAUACUAAUUUUCAAACUCACUUAUUACAUAUCCUCACCUUAGUGCAAAAAGUCACUUACUACAUUGACAUAUGGAAGCAGUUAACCUGUUCUGGCACUGAUGUGACAGAUGAUUUUAGUUUAUAAGCAGAUUCUUUACAUAAACAUAUUUAAACAUGACUGCAAUUGCAGCUUCCACUGUUAAGCAAGAUCUGUUUUGUAAUCAGGAGAUUUUACUUUGUUCCCUUUUUUAGCCCGACUUUUCGAAGAAAAUGUAGAGCUAUUGCACUCGCCCCGGCGUCGACGUCAGUGUUGGCGUCGGCUUGCCGUUGGUUAAAGUUUUGAUAAAUUCAAAUAUCUUUGUUACUAUCAAAGCUAUUGACUUUAAACUUAAAAUAUUAUUUACUAUCAAAGUCUACACCAGGAGAAACAAUCCCCAUAACACUUGAUUUGAAUUUUGAUAGAAUUAUGCCCCUUUUUACCUGAGAAUUUUUUGUUAAAAUUUUUGAUAAAGUCAGAUAUCUCUGUUGCUAUCAAAGCUAUUGACUUGAAACUUAAAAUAGUUAUUUCCUGUUAAAGUCUACACCAGGAGACACAAUUCCCAUAACUCUGAUUUGAAUUUUGAUAGAAUUAUGCCUCUUUUUAACUUGGAAUUUUGGUUCAAGUUUUUGAUAAAGUCAAAUAUCUCUGUUACUAUCAAAGCUUUUGACUUGAAACUUAAAAUACUUAUUUACCAUCAAAGUCUGCACCAGGAGAAACAAUCCACAUAACUCUGAUUUAAAUUUUGACAGAAUUAUGCCCCUUUUUAACUUAGAAUUUUUUGUUAAAAUUUUUGAUAAAGUCAAAUAUCUCUGUUACUAUUAAAGCUUUUGACUUUAAACUCAACAUAGUUAUUUAGUAUCAAAGUCUACACCAGGAGACACAAUUCCCAUAACUCUGAUUUGAAUUUUGAUAGAGUUAUGUCCCUUUUUAACUUGGAAUUUUUUUACUGGCAAAGCUCUGAUUCAGAGUCAAGCACUGAGAAAAGUUGAGCGCGCUGUCUUACGGACAGUUCUUGUUUAUGUGUAUGUUUUCAUUGCUUGAAAGGCAUGUGAUGUUUAUUUAAGUGUAAAUUCUAGCAUUCCAUUUAUCAUAAAUGUUUUUGUAUAUGUUAUGGUAACUUGUAUCUUUUAUUUAGUGGGUGAAUUUCAUGUCAAGGUUUUAGUCUGUCAAAAAUGUGAAUUAGUGUAUAUUUUAGUUUUUACAUUUAAGUAUUACGGUUUGUGUAUUUUUAUGCCCCCAAAGGGAGGCAUAUAGUUUUUGAACCGUCUGUCAGUCUGUCGGUCUGUCAGUCUGUCCGCAAUUUUCGUGUCCGGUCCAUAUCUUUGUCAUCGAUGGAUGGAUUUUCAAAUAACUUGGCAUGAAUGUGUACCACAGUAAGACGACGUGUCGCGCGCAAGACCCAGGUCCGUAGCUCAAAGGUCAAGGUCACACUUAGACAUUAAAGGAUAGUGCAUUGAUGGGCGUGUCCGGUCCAUAUCUUUGUCAUCGAUGGAUGGAUUUUCAAAUAACUUGGCAUGAAUGUGUACCACAGUAAGACGACGUGUCACGCGCAAGACCCAGGUCUGUAGCUCAAAGGUCAAGGUCACACUUAGACGUUAAAGGUCAUUUUUCAUGAUAGUACAUUGAUGGGCGUGUCCGGUCCAUAUCUUUGUCAUUCAUGCUUGGAUUUUAAAAUAACUACGCAUGAAUGUGUGACACAGUAAGACGACGUGUCGCGCGCAAGACCCAGCUCCGUAGGUCAAAGGUCCUAAACUCUAACAUCGGCCAUAACUAUUCAUUCAAAGUGCCAUCGGGGGCAUGUGUCAUCCUAUGGAGACAGCUCUUGUUUUUUAUUUUUUUUAAUGAAAGUAAAGAAUCCAUAUUUUCAUUGUAUAAUUCUGUUAGAUCUGUCUGAAUAUAAAAUAUUUUGAAUAUUUAUUAACCUUAUUAAUGCUAGAUGUACAGGGCAAUAUACCAAACAGUUCAGACUGAUGAUACACACUUUUAAAUUUAACCCUUUAAAAUAAGAAGUGAAAGAAAGUUUUGGAUCAGUCCUACAUACAGUAUUGAAAGUGGCAACUCAAAUUAAUUUCUUUACCGAAAUUUCAUGCCGUUAAAAUGGCCAAAGGCAUUGUAUAAAUGCUGAUUUGCCAAUAAACUGAAACUGAUUAAAUGAUUUCACAGUAUAUUGUAUGAAUGAACAACAGUUCUAGGGUGAAAUAAUAUUUUGUUUUAUAAUGUAAUAUAUAAUAGUAUUUUGUUUAAUUGACAAGAAAAGCUGAUUUUCCAGAAUUAAAUGCAUCUGUUUCAGUUUGUUACAACAGAUUUGCCCUUGUUCCAGUAUGCUGUAUGAAAAUUGCAUCAGAAACUAAGGGUAUAUGCAAGACAUAUUUGCCAUUUCUGAUAAAAAUACAUACCUAGGAUGUGAAUAUUUUACUUUUCAUUAAUUUAUUUGAAUCAGGGUUGACAAUAUUACAUAUCCUUAAGUUUUCUUAACUUUAGGUUUGAUUUGUGUGAUCAUUGAUCUAGCGGUGGAGACAGACACCCAACUGGAAGAUUAUAGGUUAAACCCAAAUUGGUAUUAUGACUAUGAACCUCCAUACGACACCAGUUUUGGGUUUUCCCAGGAAGGUGACCCAAGUGAUUUGAAUAAGCUUCCAGCUUUUGUAACAAUUGCGCUAAAAUGACAUUGUAUAAACUUUACUAAAUGCUUCUCAGUUUGUGAUAAAUGUAUUUAUAAUGAAGGUUUUCCUUGGGAGCAUGCAGUGCCAUGCACCACUAAACUUCUUAUGAUUUUAUAAGAUUUAGAAGGCAGAGACAGAGUUGCCUAACCUACAAAUCCAUUAUUGGUCUUUUGUUUUACAUUUUCCUUUUCUUUUUAUAUUUUUGACAAUUUUUGUAUAUAUACAUAUCUUAAAUUCAUUGUGCCAUUGCUGAUGUUUUGUAUGUAUUUUUUUUCAAUUAAGUGUUAGUUUUUUUUUGUGCCCCCACCCAUCCAAAUUAUUUGGAGCAGGGACACUUGGAUUAUUUGCCUUCUUUAUUCUGUCUGUCCGUCCGUCCAUAUAUCUGAUUUGUGUUGUGUAUAGCUAAAAAAUAUUUUACUUAAGUCUUAAGAGUCAUAGGAUUGUUAUUCAGCAUGUCAAGCUGUGCCACUGGGGUUUUGUUUGUGAUUUCAUUCAGUCAUACCAGAGUUGUGGCCCUUGACAUAGGCAAAAAUAUGCAUAGGACAUAAAGUUUGUUUGACAUGUAUUUCAAACGGUAUUUGGCAUAGUGUCAUGAAACAUUAUAGGAAUGUUUUUCAGCAUGUGAACUUGUCCAGGCCCCGUGUUCACAAAACAUUUUUCGGUCUCAGCUGAGUUUGAGUUUGAAAUUUCAAUAACAAUUUUACUAAAGCUUCAAGACUUAAUUCCAAUUUAGACUGACCAUCAAUACUGAAAGGUCAUUUGAAAAUAGUUAUUAACUUUAAAUUUAGCUUUAAAAUUUCAUUAUCAAACUCAGCCGAGACUGAAAAUGUUUUGUGAACACGGGGCCAGCUCAGCCAGACCAAGAAUUAUGACUUGAAGGACUUGAAAGUUUGUGUUGCACGUAUUUCAAAUUGUGUUUGACCUAGGGUCAUGAAACAUUAAAGAAAUGUUGUUGGGCAUGUGAAGUUGUGCUCCUGGAAUUUUGUUUUGUCAAACCAGAGUUGAGGCCCAGCUACAUAUAAAGGAAUUUGAAUCAUGCUUAUACGUCUUUAUUGCAGUGUUUCUUGAUGAUGUUUUGUAGUAUCCUUUUCCCCCUGUCUCCUAAGGCUAACACCCUAGCCAAAGGUAAUGUGGAAGUUUACUUUGUCUUGCAUUGUCAAAGAGUAACAUAAUAUUAUGACCUUACAGUGUCGGGAAGUGAGGGCACCAGUGUCCUGUGGAUACAUAUCUACUAAUUAGUCAUUGCAUUCCAUUUACUUUUGUCAGUGAUUUUCUUUUCUGAAAUAUUUUUGAAUGUUGCUUGUUGCACUUACCUGGAAUAAAAAGCUUUAUAUUUUUCUAUA